AUGAAACUUACUCAAUCUGCCGUGCUUGCCGCUUUGGCUGCAUCGACUGUCGUGAAGGCAGCUCCUGCUCCAAUCAACGAGGGCUCCACUGACCUCACUGUCCAAGACAACGUUGUUGCCAAAAGAGAGAGCUUGGAGCGUGCCUUGGCACAAUUGACCGAGUUGGAGCAGAUGAAGACCAAGAGACAGGACUUGGAUAACGAGUUGAGCGAAAGAGAGUACAAGAUUGUCACCGAGGUGUUGAGCGCCAUCAACGACACCAACUUAGCUCCAACCGUGUUGAAGUUUUUCGUCACCCAGCCCACCUUGAGACAAAUAGCCAUUGAUGUGAUUGCGUGGGUUCUUAGAAACGCCAAGAUCAACUUGACCACCUUGUUGAAGGCGUUGGUGGACUCUGGUUUGCUUAACAGAGUUCUUACCGACGCUCUCAGCGACUGUCAGGUGUAUGUGUCUGUGAUUGGUAUUGCCGAGGACGUUGUCAAGGCUCUUCUCAACAAAAUCUUCAGCAAGCGUGAGCUUCUCGGCCUCGAUGAGAGAGACAUUCUCACUGACGAGCAGACCAUUGAGCUUUUGAAGAAGGAUGGCUUGAUGCAGCCAAGCAUGCUUGAGGACAAGAGAGCGCUCGACAUUGACGUCAACAACAUUGUCAACAAUUUGUUGGAGAGUUUGGCCAACUCUGGUUUGGCCUCGUCUGUGGUGAUUGCCGUUCUCACCGACAAGGCCUUCAUCAACUUUGGUGCUGACUUGAUUAGGGAGCUCAUCAACGGCCCACCUCUCGCUAUCGGACUUGGUGACAUUGUCACGGGCAUCACCCAGUCUGGUAUUCUUCCAGACUUGCUCAAGCUCCUCCUCAACACGGACACCUUGGCUACUGUGGGUCAGAAUGUGCUCAAGGCGAUUUCUGGCCAGUGUGACGGCGGCUCGAUCGGGGGCGGCAACCGUACCACCACCCACAUUGCGUCGACCUCCAGCCUUGCUACAACCACUCCAAUCACCACGGCGCCUCUGGCCACCACCCCUUUGGCUGCAUCUGACGUUGGUACCGUUUACACCACGAUUAACAAGGCGUCCACGACUCAAAGCGUUGCAGGCCAGUCAUUCGACCCUUGUGCCACUGCCUACGAAAAGAGAGAGUUCAAGAAGCUUCGGUUGAACUACUAA
Candidozyma auris is the source of this 1161-nucleotide messenger RNA. RefSeq lists its product as uncharacterized. The record is from RefSeq and is a predicted model, not a curated record. Lineage: Eukaryota; Fungi; Ascomycota; Pichiomycetes; Serinales; Metschnikowiaceae. The coding region runs from base 1 to 1161 and encodes 386 amino acids. The transcript has a single exon.